This is a messenger RNA of Cuscuta campestris, 2730 nucleotides long. The record is from the annotation of a GenBank genome assembly. NCBI's taxonomy places the organism in Eukaryota, Viridiplantae, Streptophyta, Magnoliopsida, Solanales, Convolvulaceae.
CAAGUGGCGGGCGGGAUCGGACGGUUGCCUCCGGCCACGAGCCCAUCUUCUCGCCGGAGAAUUCGGCGUCUUUCGACGGUCUGUAAAUAACUCACUGGUAAUGGUUGAAAAUGGCGGACACGAAAACGUGGUAAAAAAACUGAUUAUUUAUUUAUUUAGUUAUUUACGGUGAACAUGCAUUCGUCAUUCUUCUCUUACAAUCUUCAUUUUCAUUCAAUUGUGCCCUCUUUGCUUCUCCCUAUAAACUCUCUCCACUUUAUCUUCUCUUUUUCCUCUGUUUUCGGUGUUUAUUUAUAUAUUUAGCAGUUUUGUGCGAUCAAAUUGCCGGUGAUAGAACAUUAGAACGGUUGAUUCUCCGAUCUGGAUCUCGAAUUUGUAUUUCUUUAGGUUAAACAGAGCGAAUGUGUAUUUUGAAUCGGAUAUAGAAAUGUCCGGGAUUUUGAGAUGGAAGAAGCUGAGAGACAUGGCGGUUAUGGCCGCCUGUGGGAGGCGGAUGACAUCAGAUGCGGCGGUAGGAACGGCGUCUGCGUGGAAUGGUGAUUGGCGGAAGCGGACGAGGGGGCUGUUGGGCUCGCUUCAUGCUGGGAGGUGGAGAGAAUCGGUGGUGAACGGAGUUCAGGUGAGGUACAAAUGGGAGAGGGGCGGUUCCUCCGGUGAUCAGGUGACGAGGCGGAUUAAGGUGGAGGUGAAUUGCCCUCGCUGCUCCAAGCACAUGGAUCUCGUCUUCACCACCCGCAACCCCAAACUUUUUCCUGCAUCUGUUUCUGAUCCGAAUUUUGCUUCUGAUAGUGAUAAUGGCGAAAAUACCAGGGGUCUAACUAGCUCUGUGUAUGUAGAUAAUGACUCCAUUAACGGUAAAAAUAACACUAGUGAUCGAAGUGCUAAUCCAAAACAAGGGGGCUCUUAUCACGCAGUGAAUGUCUGCCCCAAUUGUAAGACAGGAUAUUAUUUCCGGCCGUACAAGAUGUCACCUCUUCAAGGAAGUUUCUUUGAGAUUGGGAGGGGGAAAACCAAUUCCACUGGAAAGAAUUCCGAUAAGAGAUUGGCCAAAGAGGCCGAGUUUGCCAAUCAACUCAAGUCUGCCUUCUGGGAGACACUUCAGAUAUACGGCAGUGAGCCUCCUGAGUGGGGGCUACCGCCUUCUCAGCCUUCUGGAAAUGGGGUAGCAUUGCAUACGCCCCCUGGUCCACCUUUUCUCCCUGGUUUUGAUAUCUUUGGAGAAUCUGGUCCCGGUGGAAGUGAGGAGAAGAGUUCUUGGGGUGGGUCUAAUUUGGGAAUAAAUUUACCCACGCCGAAGGAGAUCUGCAAGGGACUAGAUGAGUUUGUCAUUGGCCAAGAGCGUGCCAAGAAGGUGCUUGCUGUCUCUGUUCAUAAUCACUACAAAAGGAUAUACCAUGCAUAUCGGCAAAAAGGAUCAGAGACAGAACCCAUUAAAGAAGAUAAUGACGACAAUGUAGAACUAGAUAAAAGUAAUGUGCUUUUGAUGGGGCCAACUGGUUCAGGAAAGACAUUGCUUGCCAAAACCCUAGCUCGUAUCGUGAAUGUGCCAUUUGUUAUUGCGGAUGCGACUUCUUUAACACAGGCUGGCUAUGUUGGUGAGGAUGUUGAGUCGAUACUGUAUAAACUACUUGUGGUUUCUGAUUUCAAUGUGCAAGCUGCACAACAAGGGAUAGUCUACAUUGAUGAAGUAGAUAAGAUAACCAAGAAGGCUGAGAGCGUGAACGUUAGCAGAGAUGUCUCAGGUGAAGGAGUUCAACAGGCACUACUUAAAAUGCUUGAAGGAACUAUUGUAAAUGUUCCUGAAAAAGGUGCAAGGAAGCAUCCUCGUGGUGAUCAUAUUAAGAUUGAUACAAAAGAUAUUCUUUUCAUCUGUGGCGGAGCAUUUGUUGAUCUGGAGAAGACCAUUUCUGAGAGGCGGCAGGAUUCUUCCAUUGGUUUUGGUGCGCCAGUGCGUGCCAACAUGAGAACUGGUGGAGUUACUGAUGCUGUUUUAACAUCAUCUUUACUAGAAUCUGUUGAGAGUAGUGAUCUGAUCGCAUAUGGCCUUAUUCCAGAGUUUAUUGGGCGCCUCCCUAUUUUAGUUACUUUGUCAGCACUUACUGAGAACCAACUUGUCCAAGUCCUAACAGAACCGAAAAAUGCUCUAAGUAGACAGUACAAGAAACUAUUUAGUAUGAACAAAGUCAAGCUACAUUUUACAGAUGAGGCAUUGAGAUUGAUUUCAAAGAAAGCAUUUACUAAAAACACUGGUGCAAGAGGGUUAAGAGCCUUGCUUGAGAGCAUAUUAACUGAUGCUAUGUAUGAGAUUCCUGAAGCGAAAGCGGGGGAUGAAAAAGUCGAUGCUGUUGUAGUAGAUGAAAAGUCUGUUGGUUCCAAAAGUGCCCCUGGGUGUGGUGGAAAAUUACUCCUCGGUGAUGGUGCUUUGGAACGUUACCUUGCUGAGAGUCGUGAAGAUCAAAAGGGGAAUGUCGACUCCCAACAUCCGGAUCGCGGCGUUGAAUCAGUUUCAUCAAGAGCAAUGAGCAUAUAACAUGAUUAACAUCUCACCUUCACCAUUAUAGGAAUGUGUUGUUAUUAUCAUUGUUAGUGGUAAUAUUUUUAUUAUUUGUGUAAAUUGUAUUCUUUUUUUAUCCCAUAUGUUGUAAAUUGUGGACAUUGAUCCAAUUGUAACACAAUAUACUGAACAUAGUGACAUGCCAAUCACAAGAAAGCUCACAUGAAAUAGGAAAU